GCGGCUAGUGUGUCAAGUUACAGAGACGCCGGAAUCGGCCCCAGCGCUCCUCCGCAGCGGCCACGACCCACCUCUGCCCAUGGGGCCCUCUAAUUGCGCCCCUUUGCUCCGGGACUGAAACUGGCUGGCCGGGAAGACGCGAGACACCAAGAAGCACCGACUGUGCAGAAUCAACUCGAGGACUCUGCAGACACUUGAAGGGAAAGACGGGCGGAGAGGAGUGCCGGCCAGAUUCCCCUAACUUUCCCGGACCUGGAACGCUCUUCGAAGUAACUUUUUCUCACCUGGGCGUACCCGGAUUACCACGGGUUGUGUUUUCUCGGCUUUCCCUCCCUUGCUGCUAAUUUUUCCAUAUUCUUUGCCGGGAGCAAAGGAAAGGGACAUUUUCCAGCAACACAAGCCCUUUCCCCGUGCCCCGCAGCUUGGAUCGAGCCUUUGGGCAGUGGCUCUCUCCUUUAUUUAUUCUAUUUAUUUAUUUAUUGAUUCUCAAGACGCGAGGGGAUGGUAGCGGAGCGCGCUCGAAAAGCGGCAGCUGCGGGUGCCCGAGGCCCUGGGGAGCUGGGCGCUCCUGGGACGGUGGCUCUGGCGGUGGCGUCGGCUGAGCGCUGCGCGCGGCUGCCGAGCCCGGGGUCGUUCGGGCUGCUGGCGCUGACCCUUUGCUCGCUCGCGCUCAGCCUGCUCACCCACUUUCGGACCACGGAGCUGCAGGCCCGGGUGCUGCGCCUGGAAGCGGAGUGCGGGGAGCAGCAAAUGGAGACAGCUAUUUUGGGACGAGUCAACCAACUGCUGGAUGAGAAAUGGAAGCUCCACUCUCGGAGACGCCGGGAGGCCCUGAAGACAUCUCCAGGGUGUCAUUGCCCACCAGGACCUCCUGGUCCUAUGGGAAGACCUGGCCUCCCGGGGGACAAAGGUGCCAUUGGGAUGCCUGGACGUGUGGGAAUAAAGGGCCAACCAGGUGAGAAGGGGGCCCCAGGAGAUGCCGGGAUGUCCAUCAUUGGUCCCCGUGGCCCCCCUGGUCAGCCGGGCACUCGAGGCUUCCCUGGAUUUCCGGGUCCCAUUGGGCUCGACGGGAAACCGGGCUACCCCGGACCAAAAGGGGAGAUGGGCCUGAUGGGUCCCCGAGGACAGCCGGGACCUCAAGGAGAAAAAGGAGAAAAGGGUCAGUGUGGAGAGUACCCACACCGGGGUGAACAGGGCCAGGCCGGUACCCAAGGCCCACCAGGGCCACCGGGUCCCCCUGGACCGAGUGGACCUCUGGGGCAUCCAGGACUGCCGGGGCCUAUGGGGCCACGUGGCUUUCCUGGGCCUCCAGGACCGAAGGGAGACCCGGGCAUCCAGGGCCACCACGGCCGGAAGGGAGAACGGGGCAUGCCGGGGAUGCCAGGCAAACACGGAGCAAAGGGGGCUCCUGGCAUCGCCGUGGCUGGGAUGAAGGGUGAACCAGGGACCCCAGGACCCAAGGGAGAGAAAGGCGAUGCCGGCAACUCCAUUGGAGGAGGCAGAGGGGAGCCCGGCCCCCCAGGGCUCCCCGGGCCCCCAGGGCCAAAGGGAGAAGCUGGUGUUGAUGGCCGGGCUGGCCCCCCUGGACAGCAGGGAGACAAGGGGGACCCUGGAGCACCUGGAGAACAGGGACCAGCUGGCCCCCAGGGCUUCAAGGGGGAACCGGGGAAAGGAGAGAUGGUGGAUUGCAAUGCCAGUAUCAACGAGGCCCUCCAGGAGAUCCAGACGCUGACCUUGAUCGGGCCCCCUGGUCCUCCUGGACAAAUCGGCCCUCCUGGAACUCCGGGGACUCCAGGCCAGAAGGGGGAGAUUGGACUGCCAGGCCCUCCAGGACACGAUGGAGAAAAGGGACCUCGAGGCAAACCAGGAGACAUGGGCCCUCCCGGUCCCCAAGGCCCCCCAGGAAAGCCAGGGCCUGCAGGAAUAAAGGGAGACGACGGACACCCGGGGAGCCCAGGAGAGAAGGGGGAGAAAGGGGAGACGGGGCAGGCCGGCCCACCGGGUCUAGAUGGCCCAACUGGGGAGAAAGGAGAACCAGGUGGCCAAGGGAGACCCGGAGCGACAGGAUUGCCUGGCCCCAUCGGGCUCCCGGGAUUUACAGGAGAGAAAGGAGAGCCUGGGGAAAAGGGUGAUCCAGGAGUAGAGGUUCCUGGGCCACCAGGGCCAGAGGGGCCGUCCGGACCUCCGGGGCUCCAAGGCAUUCCUGGACCAAAGGGAGAAGCAGGCCUGGAUGGAGCAAAAGGAGAGAAGGGUGUCCAGGGAGAAAAAGGAGACCGAGGUCCUCUGGGAUUGCCCGGCACUCCAGGACCAAUCGGAGUUCCAGGCCCCGCGGGACCAAAGGGUGAGAGGGGCAGCAAAGGCGACCCCGGGGUGACAGGACCAACGGGAGCAGCUGGGCUUCCUGGUUUGCACGGACCACCCGGGGACAAAGGAAACCGGGGGGAGAGGGGGAAGAAAGGCUCUAGAGGGCCUAAAGGGGAUAAGGGAGACCAAGGAGCGCCUGGAUUAGAUGCCCCCUGUCCGUUGGGCGAAGACGGCUUACCAGUCCAGGGCUGCUGGAACAAGUGAUGCCUCUAACUUGGGAUUGGCCUGUGUGUGUGUUUGUACAUAGAAUAUUUAUUUUUAUACAGUUUUUACUUUUUGAAAAUGCCAGAAGUCUGAUGCGUCUUACAGAUUAUUAAAAAAGUAAAAACCUGCAUAUUUUGUACAGAAAAUACCAACCUCUCCUCUUUCGUUUACAAGAUGUUUGGUAUAAGUCUGCGACUCUAGUACACUUUCUGUUUCUGCUGUGGUCAUAUGUUUGCAUGAUAUUUGUGCACACUUAUUAAGUAUUGAAUUGAAUAAAUUAUUGUCUUCUGGUGCCAAAGGGAGCCAGCCAGCACUAAGGUACUGGCUUUUGCGGUGUGAAUCCUCAAAAACAUGAAGGCCUGUGGUGUUUACCAAA
This is a messenger RNA of Phyllostomus hastatus (greater spear-nosed bat), 2944 nucleotides long. RefSeq names its product collagen type XIII alpha 1 chain (gene COL13A1). The record is from RefSeq and is a predicted model, not a curated record. The coding region runs from base 502 to 2568 and encodes 688 amino acids. The transcript is spliced from 38 exons. Lineage: Eukaryota; Metazoa; Chordata; Mammalia; Chiroptera; Phyllostomidae.